AUGGACACUGAUCAAAUGACAUAUGCUAUUAACACAACCCGUCCUGGUUUCGAGGUUUCAGCAGAGAUGGCUGCUGCAUUAGCAGCUUCUUCCAUUGUCUUUAAAUUUACCGACCCUGUUUACUUUAAAACACUUCUCGACAGGGCAACACAGGUUUUGAACUUUGCAAAUACAUACCAAGGAAAUUAUAACGAUUAUCUGAAGCCAUUUGUCUGUCCUUUCUAUUGCGAUUGGAGUGGUUUCCAGGUAGAUAUACAAAAAAAUGUUUCAUAUCACAUGGUGGGAUAUGGUAACAAGUUCCCAACUAGAAUACAUCAUCGUGCAUCCUCGGUACCAUCGCUCGAUCAACAUCCACAACAGAUGCAUUGUAAAGAUGGGACACCCUACUUUCAAACCUCAAAUCCUAACCCAAAUUUGCUGAUAGGAGCUGUUGUUGGAGGACCAGAUAUGAAUAAUCAAUUUGCUGAUGCUCGAGUAGAGUUUACUGCAUCAGAACCAACAACUUACGUCAAUGCCCCUCUAACCGGGCUCUUCGCUUACUUUGCUCACAAUACUUAA
Molecule: messenger RNA, 558 nt
Organism: Papaver somniferum (opium poppy)
Lineage: Eukaryota; Viridiplantae; Streptophyta; Magnoliopsida; Ranunculales; Papaveraceae
Product: endoglucanase 8-like
Exons: 2
Coding region: 1-558 (185 amino acids)
Biological process (GO): carbohydrate metabolic process
Molecular function (GO): hydrolase activity, hydrolyzing O-glycosyl compounds
Source: RefSeq, a predicted model, not a curated record